AUGAGUGCCCAGGCAGCAGCGCGAACGCCGCGCUUAGCGACGGCGGCGGGCCGUAGUGUGCGUCGAACGAAGCCAGCACCCACCCUCAAGCCGCUUCCGCGCGACGAGAAGGGCGUCCCCAUCCCCCACGUCAAUGUCAUCGUCCGCGACACCCACCGGAGUCGUCUCGCAGACCACUACUUCCACACGCUGCAGGACGACAUGAUGUACAUGACGUACGUGCACGAACCCACCGCGCGCCAGCCACCCCGCCCCGCCCGUCUCGCGUACAACCCGAAGGACCCGUACACGAAGCAUCGGUUCAACCCGCCCCUCGGUGGCAACCGCUGGCCGAAGCAGCCACCACCGCCCUCGGCGCCGGACAACAUCAUCCAGCUGGAGCGCAUCCAAAUUCACGCGAUGAUCAAGACCGCGACGGCCAGCCGUGUCAACUUGCUCGGGCCCAUCAUGGCUCUCCGUGCAAUCUCGGGCGCAAACGAGGGAGCUGGAGGGCAGCAUACGGCAGAGGGUAUCGAGCUGGUGAAGGGCAGGAAGAACUUGCAGGGCUGGGUGCGUCCCGGCAUCCCCGUCGGCGUGAAGGUCGACCUCCGGGGCCCGCAGAUGUACGACUUCCUGAGCGUCCUCGUCGAGUUCGUGCUCCCCCGUCUGCGCGAGUUCCAGGGCGUCGUCAUGGAGGGCCCCUCGAACCGCCUCGACAAGAUGAGCUCGGCGUCCGGGGUGGUGUCGUUCGGUCUGCCGCCAGCCGCGCUCGGUCUGUUCCCGCAGAUCGAGGUCAACUUCGACGCGUAUCCCGCAACGUUCGGUAUGCAUAUCCACUGCAUGACGAAUGCGAAGGGUGUGGGGGCCCAAAAUCGCGCGCGAGCGCUGUUGUCGGGGUUCCAGAUCCCCUUCGCCCGCUCAUAGGACGGUUAGAUGUAGCAUUACACUCGACUAAUUCACAUGAAUAUCAUCAUGCAUAGCAGACGGUGCC
This is a messenger RNA of Trametes versicolor FP-101664 SS1, 970 nucleotides long. Its product is annotated as mitochondrial 50S ribosomal protein L5. Lineage: Eukaryota; Fungi; Basidiomycota; Agaricomycetes; Polyporales; Polyporaceae. Gene Ontology annotation, biological process: translation. The record is from RefSeq and is a predicted model, not a curated record. Gene Ontology annotation, cellular component: cytosolic large ribosomal subunit; ribosome. Bases 1 to 903 code for a protein of 300 amino acids. Gene Ontology annotation, molecular function: RNA binding; structural constituent of ribosome. The transcript has 2 exons.